Trichosurus vulpecula (common brushtail) is the source of this 1065-nucleotide messenger RNA. RefSeq names its product glucose-6-phosphatase catalytic subunit 2 (gene G6PC2). Gene Ontology annotation, cellular component: membrane. The record is from RefSeq and is a predicted model, not a curated record. Gene Ontology annotation, biological process: glucose 6-phosphate metabolic process; gluconeogenesis. Gene Ontology annotation, molecular function: glucose-6-phosphatase activity. Lineage: Eukaryota; Metazoa; Chordata; Mammalia; Diprotodontia; Phalangeridae.
AUGGAUUUCCUUCACAGGAAUGGCGUUCUCGUGAUUCAACAUUUGCAGAAGGACUAUCGGGCUUACCAUGAUUUUCUUAAUUUCAUGUCCAAUGUGGGAGAUCCUCGUAAUAUAUUUUCAGUUUAUUUCCCACUAUGGUUUCAGCUUGAUCAGACAGUUGGAACUAAGAUGAUAUGGGUGGCUGUCAUUGGGGACUGGUUCAACCUUAUAUUUAAAUGGAUUUUAUUUGGUCAUCGUCCUUAUUGGUGGGUCCAAGAAACUCAGAUCUACACAAAUCACUCAAGUCCAUGGCUUGAACAAUUUCCCACCACAUGUGAAACUGGUCCAGGAAGUCCUUCAGGUCAUGCCAUGGGAUCAUCUUGUGUCUGGUAUGUAAUGGUAACAGCUGCGCUGAGCUACACUGGGGGUCGAAUAGAUAAAUCAUCAGUGACUCUGCACAGACUUACCUGGUCAUUUCUUUGGAGUGUAUUUUGGUUGAUUCAAAUCAGUGUCUGCAUCUCCAGAGUAUUCAUAGCGACACAUUUUCCUCAUCAAGUUGUUCUUGGAGUAAUUGGUGGCAUGCUCGUGGCAGAAGCAUUUGAACAUACACCCGGAAUCCAAACAGCAAGUCUGGGAACGUAUAUCAAGACCAAUCUUUUUCUAUUUCUUUUUGCACUUGGCUUUUACCUAGUUCUCAAACUUCUCGAUAUUGAUCUCCUAUGGUCUGUUCCCAAAGCCAAGAAAUGGUGUGCCAAUCCAGACUGGAUCCACAUUGACACAACUCCAUUUGCUGGUCUAGUGAGAAACCUGGGGGUUCUCUUUGGGUUGGGCUUUGCCAUCAACUCUCAAAUGUUCUUUCUGAGUUGUCGAGGAAAGAAUAGUUAUAAGCUGAGUUUAAUGCUUUGCGUGAUGACUUCACUGACCCUCCUGCAGGUGUAAACUUCGUUCAGAUCCCACACCCAGGCCGAGAAUUUGUUUUAUGUGUUAUCUUUCUGUAAAAGUGCAUCCAUUCCGCUGGCUGUGGUUGCUGUAUUCCAUACUGCAUACCAUGUGUUAAUGAGGGCCAGGAGAAAAGAAGAUAAUUAG